AUGAAGACCGAAACAAAAGAUGAGCAAAAUUUCAGUGAUGAUGAUCUCAUUUGUCCGAUAACACAAGAAAUUUUUAGAGAUCCUGUUAGAGCAGCCGAUGGCUUCGUUUAUGAACGGGACGCAAUUUCACGAUGGAUCUUGCAGAAAGGUACCAGCCCGCUUACUCGAAAACCGCUAAGAAUCGAUGAAUUACGUCCAGACGAAAAAAUUCGACACCUCGCCCGUCGUCGCCGACGUUCAACAGUCAGCUAUGAUGCACGAAACGAUACAGUUUCACUACCUCCUCUUAGGCUAGUGCCAAGGGCUACUAAUCAAAUCUCUCCAAUACCUGUGCGUCCAUGUCAAACAGUGCCAAGCGCUACUAAUCAAAUCUCUCCAAUACCUGCGCGUCCAUGUCAAACAGUACCACGAGUUCCAAGAGUGGAGUGCUCGAAAAAACGAAUGGUUAAAUUAUUAUUUCUUCUAUUUUCAAUUUGUACCAUUGUUGGUCCAAUCGUUGGAAUGGUUCUAGGUAUGUUAUCACUUUAUUACUAUCGAGGAAAAGUUCAGUUUAUAAUAACAUAA
Messenger RNA from Rotaria socialis, 564 nucleotides. NCBI's taxonomy places the organism in Eukaryota, Metazoa, Rotifera, Eurotatoria, Philodinida, Philodinidae. The record is from the annotation of a GenBank genome assembly.